This is a messenger RNA of Cyprinodon variegatus (sheepshead minnow), 2652 nucleotides long. It is a transcript of the gene cep89, whose product is annotated as centrosomal protein 89kDa. Lineage: Eukaryota; Metazoa; Chordata; Actinopteri; Cyprinodontiformes; Cyprinodontidae. Gene Ontology annotation, biological process: chemical synaptic transmission; mitochondrion organization; cilium assembly. Gene Ontology annotation, cellular component: ciliary transition fiber; centriole. The record is from RefSeq and is a predicted model, not a curated record. Bases 203 to 2347 code for a protein of 714 amino acids. The transcript has 17 exons.
GAUACGACCGGUGUUAAAUCAGUUACUCUGUAAAUUUAAGUUAGCUUUUUGUUUUUGUACAGUUUUUAAAGAGCAGAAGACUUAUUUUAUUUACAUUCUAGGUACAGACUUUGGUGUUUUAAAGCAGUUUUGCGAUCGGUCUGUAAAGUCGCUGUAAAGAAAAGCUUUGAGCUCAAUAUAUUGAGGUAAAAGUGUUUUCAUCAUGAUUAAAUUCAACUUCAGACGGGAUAAAGACAAGGAAUUCAAGCACAUAGCUCACGGUUUGAUUCCUGCCGCCUCCAUCGCUCCUAGAGCCGCUGUGCCUCGUACUCCUCCCCCACAAAGCCCAGACCCCUCACCUGAGAGACAUAGAUCUGCUUUAGCUGCAGCUAUUCUGUCUUCCUCACUCACUGGACAGACGUGGGCCAUCCCGCCGGCUCGUCCAAGGUCCUUCUCUGAGACGGAUCGUUCAGAAUCCUUCGUAUCUGAGCCGAACUUCAGCACCGCACUUUACACCAGAGACAGAUGGUCGGAUGAUUUAGCCAGCCGGCCUCGCCUGUCGUCCCCAGAGCACUCUGAGGGGGAGCUGGAAGAUGGAGAAGAGGAGGCUGAUAACCAAGAGGAUGCAGAGGGACAUAUCUACCAAACUCUGGACAGACAGGAGGAUAUUAGGGAGUCAGAAACGGCUAAUGACCCUCCUCUAGAAGCAACGUCCAGUACUCCUCUGGGCGCUCAGAUGUCUGAAAGAAGAGUACCGUCUCCAGACCUCACUGAGGAUUCCAGUGGCCGGUAUCCUGAAGCCACACAGAGGAGGGAGUCUCUCAGAAGGAGCCCUGACAAUCAGAAGGACGUCAUACGAUCCCUUCCUCCCAUCCCAACCACUAAUCGACCUGGCAGCGCAAAGAAGCCCCAAACCCCCAUCCACUCAUCCUCAGAGGCCAACAAACUGUACACCGAGCUGCGGAAACAGAAGAGAAGCAAGACGGCGGAUGAAGAGAAACUGCUGGAAAAGAGAGUCCAGCGCCUGGAAAGGGAGCUGGAACAGAGCCAGGCUCCCUCCUUCACGGGUUCCUCUGCAGGCAGCCAGGCGGAGCUGCAGACUCUCAGACGGCACGCGCAGGAGCUGGUGGAUGAAAACGACGCCCUGAAACAGACCGUCCACCGUCUGAAUGUGGAGCUGAGCCGCUACCAAGCCCGCUUCAUGCCGCUGUCCAAAGAGGAGCUCGACAUGAAGUAUUCAGCCUAUGAGGACAACGUUAAGGACCUGCAAGCACAACUACAAGCCACUAAGGAGGAGGUGAGCGAGCUGCGAGCUAAGGCAGGCGAAGUUACCAAAGAAAAUGAGAAACUCCACGAUGACAUUAACAAGAUGGAUGCGGUCAACCAGAAGGACUGUCAGCAGAUUCAGCAGCAGGCGCUUCAGGUUUUAAAGGAGAACCAGGUUCUGAUGGAUCAGCUGGAGGCUCAGCAUGAAAAGGCCAAAGCCAAUAACAUCAAACACAAGUCUGAAGUAUCAAAACUGUCCAAGCAGCUUAUGAUGUUGGAGGACGAGAAGGAGCGUUUGCAGGAGGAGCUGGAGGAGAGCAGACGGGACUUACAGAAACAAAAGAAAGAGGUUCAUCUCCAGCGGGCUCGUCUGAAAGAUGCCGUGACUUGGGAUGAGCACUGUAGCAUCACUGGGAAACUCAGAAGACAGCUGGAGGAGCAAGAGAGCAGAAGUCAGAGUGAAAAGGAGCAGCUGCUUUUAAAGAUGUCGAGUCUACAGGAGGAGAACAGGAGUCUGGCUCUGGACAAAAGCAGCCUGACGGCUGAUGUGAAGAAACUGAGGACUGAGCUGGAGAGCUGCAGACAAUCGCACAGGAAGGCCGAGAGGAAGAUGAGUGCACUCAGGAGACAAAAGGAGGAGCAUUUGCUAAAGGAGGAGAAGACCCGUCAUUACUUGGAGGCUGUCAUUUCUGUCGCCGAGCACAUCUCCAGAGAAAGAGACCAUCUAUUGCACAUGGCAUGUGGCCUUCAGCAGGAAAAGCAGGGAUUUGUCAGCAGACUGCUGAACGGCACGGUCCGGUUUGGACAGCUUCAAGAAGAACUCAAAGUAUACCGAAGGCAGGCGUCAACCAGGCUGGCAGCGUUGGAGGAGGCUGCAGAGGGGAGGACAGCUUCUUACCAGAGGGAGAUCGUUCACCUGCAGAAGCUGCUGAGAGAAAGACAGGAGGCUGAGGAAAAACUGCUGCAGUCCAAACGGGAAGUGGAGGAGGAGCUGGAGGUGGUGUGGCAGGCAGCGACACGGGAAAACCAGCAGAUGAGGGAGACGUUAUUGGACACUAAAGUGAACAUCGGGCUUGACCCUUUCUGCUACCCUGUGUCCUGACUUCCCUGCCCAGGCCUUAGAGGAGGCUGCUGUAUCCUCCCAGCUCCAGCAUUAACAGGGGCUGGAUAGCUAAAGACCUACAGAAUAAACCUGCAGGGUGUUUCACCUGCAUCUGAACAUCCUAACAGGGUUUAAGUGUCUGAAUGGAGCUUUUUUUAAAUCUAUUUUCAAAUCUAUUAUUCAAAAAACGGCACGAAAUAGUAAAACUAGAAAGAAAUGUAUGUAUGAGAGUUGAUAUGUUGUAUGAAUAUGCACUUUACUUAUCGUUCUACUUCCACAUUAUUGCAUUACUCUCUUUUACUUGU